This is a messenger RNA of Monopterus albus (swamp eel), 890 nucleotides long. Its product is annotated as immediate early response 3-interacting protein 1. Gene Ontology annotation, cellular component: COPII-coated ER to Golgi transport vesicle; Golgi membrane; endoplasmic reticulum membrane. Gene Ontology annotation, biological process: endoplasmic reticulum to Golgi vesicle-mediated transport. Bases 90 to 338 code for a protein of 82 amino acids. NCBI's taxonomy places the organism in Eukaryota, Metazoa, Chordata, Actinopteri, Synbranchiformes, Synbranchidae. The record is from RefSeq and is a predicted model, not a curated record. The transcript is spliced from 3 exons.
UAUACGAUUUGUUCUUUCUCAGCCACCGUAGGCUACGUCAGAAGUAAAUACUGUCAGCGAAGCUAAAGCUAGCUAAUUGUAGAGACAACAUGGCAUUUACUUUGUACUCUCUCAUUCAAGCAGCAGUACUUUGUGUCAAUGCUGUCGCUGUGUUGCACGAAGAAAGAUUUCUCAGUAAAAUUGGCUGGCGAGUGGACCACAGUAUCGGAGGAUUUGGUGAUGAACCAGGCAUCAAAGUGCAGCUAAUGAACCUUAUCCGCUCCGUGAGGACAGUCAUGAGAGUGCCGUUGAUAGGAGUAAAUUCAGUCUGCAUCGUGCUGCUGCUUCUGUUUGGCUGAAGAGGAGCGAGUGGAAAUGGGGGGAUCCAGUCUACUGUCAGGACAGCAUCUCCUCAGGAACCCUUCUGAACAAAUAUCAGAUCUUUUUGUGGCACAGAAGGUCUCCUGUCAGCCUGAUUGUGUGUUGUUAUUCAAUUCAUUGACUGUUUUUACAACACAGUAAUUCAAAAUAAGUACAUGCAGCUCUUUAGAAAGAUUAAUGAUAUAAUAAAUAGUUGACAUCUGACUUUUUUUUUUGCAAAAAUAUAAAUAAGAAAAACUAGUGUUUUUAUUAUUAUUAUAAUUUUCAGAAAACCAGAACACGAACUCAACUGCUGUCACGGAGUUGACAGUAAAAUGUUUGUACACAUUUAAAUCUAUUCUUCAGUAUGUGGUAUUGUUGUAAAACUUCUCGAAAAUAAAACGUUGUAUAAACACUUCACUUAGGUGCAACAAGACUGAUCUCAUGAAAUAAGCAAUUGUUGCUAUUGUUGUUCCGCACUCCAGCCCAGCAGGUGGCGAUAAUGCACCUUAAGCUGUCUUGCAAACCGCCAAUAAACAAGAUGAAGACGC